AGAGUUGGGAGACACCACAGUGCAGGUACACACACUGCUGCUGCUGUGCUGCCUACACUCACCCUCACUUUUUGCAGGAGUUGUACUGCUCCAUCUAAUAAUUGCAUGCAUCCUUCUCCUCUACUUCCACUACAUUUCUGAUUGAUUCCUCAUUUCUCCCCUUGAUUUGUUGCUUGUGCUCCUCUAAAGAUCACACUCACACACACUACUACCACCACCAACCACCCACACACACAACACCACACCUCCUUCCUUUCUUUAUUCUCCAUCCCCACCAAAAAUCCAGGUUUUGUAUUAGGAGGACCAGAUUAAGCACCACCUUUUCCCCAUUUUUCACCUCCAAGACAGUCCAAUCUUUACCCCCACAUUGUUUGUUCCCAAUAUCCAAUCUUUUGGGCCCAAUUCGUCCUCCUAAAUCCCAACUUUUCAUCACUCCAUACUGUCAUAAAUCCGGCUCUGCUCCUCUCCUCCUCCACCCAAAGUUCCAGCCUUUCCCACUAAAAAAUCCAGUCUUGGCCAGUUUGAUUGCCCUUUUUUUUUUCGUUGGGAAAAUUCCAGCAUUUUUGUGCUCGGUUUCACGGGGAGAAGUGGCUUUGGGAGCAAAAAAAAAAAAAAUCUGAUUUUUAGGUGGACAAUUCUGGUUGGGAGCUCGCCGGAGAUCCGCCGUUUCUUGGUUGAGGCGAGAGGCGAGGAGCUCCCUCGCGUCCAUGUCGGACUCGGAGCUGUCGCAGAGCACGGUGGUGUUCGGGCUCCACCUGUGGGAGCUCGUCGGCAUCGGCGUCGGCGCCGCCUUCGUGCUCCUCCUCGUGCUACUCUCGUUGCUGUGCCUCCUCGCCUCCCGCCGCCGCCGACGCCGGCGCGGGGUUCCGGUGGCCACCCCCGUGCUCCACCUCACCACCGUCGCGCCCAAUGCUCGCCACCCCAAGCACCCGAGCAAGCCGCCCAAGGACAUCCAGGAGGUGCCCUCCCGGGGCGGCGCCGCCGCCGCGCCCAAGGCGCAGCCCGCGCAGGUAAUCCAGGCGCCGCCGCCGGACUCCAUCCAGAUCGAGACCGGCAAGGAGCACCGCAUCACGUUCCCGGAGCAGCCGCCGCCGCCCCACCACCACCACCAGCGGAGCGGGGGCGGCCCCUCGUCGCGCGGAGGCAGCGGGGAGAGCCGCGGCGGGGGCGGCGGCGGCGGCGGGGCGGAGCCCAACGUGCCGGAGGUGUCCCACCUUGGGUGGGGCCACUGGUACACGCUCAAGGAGCUGGAGGACGCCACGGCCAUGUUCGCCGACGAGAAGGUGAUCGGCGAGGGCGGCUACGGCAUCGUGUACCACGGCGUGCUCGAGGACGGCACGCAGGUCGCCGUCAAAAACCUGCUCAACAACAGGGGGCAGGCAGAGAGGGAAUUCAAGGUUGAGGUGGAAGCAAUUGGGCGGGUGCGGCACAAGAACCUGGUUCGGCUGCUGGGAUACUGCGCCGAGGGCAACCAAAGGAUGCUUGUGUAUGAAUAUGUCAAUAAUGGAAACUUAGAGCAAUGGCUCCAUGGUGAUGUUGGUCCUGUAAGCCCUCUUACGUGGGAUAUGAGAAUGAAGAUUAUACUAGGAACAGCAAAAGGCUUAAUGUAUUUGCAUGAGGGACUUGAGCCAAAGGUGGUUCAUCGUGAUGUAAAGUCGAGUAACAUCCUCCUUGACAAGACCUGGAAUGCUAAGCUUUCUGAUUUUGGGCUAGCAAAGCUUUUGGGCUCAGAGAGGAGUUAUGUAACGACCAGAGUUAUGGGAACAUUUGGGUACGUUGCUCCAGAGUAUGCAGGUACUGGCAUGUUGAAUGAAACUAGUGAUGUCUAUAGUUUUGGAAUUCUUAUAAUGGAAAUAAUUUCUGGUCGGGUACCUGUGGAUUACAACAGGCCACCUGGAGAGGUUAAUCUUGUUGAAUGGCUCAAGACAAUGGUGAGCAACCGAAAUUCUGAAGGGGUUUUGGAUCCAAAGAUGACUGGGAAACCUACUUCUAGGGCAUUGAAGAAGGCUUUAUUAGUAGCUCUGCGAUGUGUAGACCCAGAAGCUCGUAAGAGGCCAAAGAUUGGGCAUGUCAUUCACAUGCUUGAAGUUGAUGACUUCCCCUACAGAGAUGAACGUCGAGGUGGCAAAGCUCCAAGUCAAGCAAAAUCGGGAGAAAUGCCGCCAGGUGAACCUGGUGAUAGUAGUGGGAACAAUACGCCAAAAGAAACACCGAAAGGUGAACCGAAAGAAGAACCUUUCAAGUGGAGAAAUCAAGCAGCUUAGCUAUCAGCAGAAUGGUGAUUCUUCUGAAUUCAGUAAGAUGGUUUUUUUUUUCUAAAUUCUCACGCCUGGUCAAGAAACUGAACGCUGCAAACCUGCAAACAUCUCAUUUGCUACUGGUUACUGGUUAGUUAGGUUGGGUGUAGAACCAUGGAAUGCACCGAGAUCGUCAGAGCAUCUGUAUAUUGUUCGAUUAGUAUGUUAGCCAUAGCAAUUUUUUGGUUGGUUUAUUUGGUUAUAUUUAUGUAAGAGGUAAUUCUUGUAUGACAAAUUCAUGUUACUCUGAGGUAAAGUUGAGCAGUGCUUAGAUAAAACCUUUCCUGUAGCUGCAGCCCAGAUGCCUAUUUGUUCCAUCUGCUCACCAUACAGUUGGUCAGAUUCUGCUACUUUCAGAUUCAUACUUGUCACCUAAAAUGUGUGAUAAUUCAACAUCCCAGACUGAAUCCUCAGGUGUGUGCCC
Molecule: messenger RNA, 2721 nt
Organism: Oryza brachyantha (malo sina)
Lineage: Eukaryota; Viridiplantae; Streptophyta; Magnoliopsida; Poales; Poaceae
Product: probable serine/threonine-protein kinase At1g01540
Exons: 7
Coding region: 708-2264 (518 amino acids)
Biological process (GO): protein phosphorylation
Molecular function (GO): ATP binding; protein kinase activity
Source: RefSeq, a predicted model, not a curated record